This is a messenger RNA of Physeter macrocephalus (sperm whale), 600 nucleotides long. RefSeq names its product lysozyme g-like protein 1. Lineage: Eukaryota; Metazoa; Chordata; Mammalia; Artiodactyla; Physeteridae. The record is from RefSeq and is a predicted model, not a curated record. Gene Ontology annotation, cellular component: extracellular region. Gene Ontology annotation, biological process: defense response to Gram-positive bacterium; peptidoglycan catabolic process. Gene Ontology annotation, molecular function: lysozyme activity. The transcript is spliced from 7 exons.
AUGGAAGAGGAGGUAAGAAGCUCAUCUGAAAGCAGCAGUUGGGGAUGCUAUGGAGACCUCCAGACCCUCUACACCCCUGGGGCGUCUUGCGGGAUUGGAAGGCGUCGAGGCCUGAAAUACUGUGUUCGUGCUUCUGAAAGGCUGACUGAAACAGACAUGCCAUACCUCCUGUGAUAUCAACCCAUCAUGUGUACAGUUGGCUUAAAGUACUGCAUGGACCCUGCCAUGAUCGCUGGUGUCUUGUCCAGGAGUCUCGUGGUGGCAACGUCCUGGUCGAUGUGGACAGUAUGGGCUGUCAGCAACCAAACCCUCUUCUGGAUUUCCAGACCCUGGCCUUCAUGCCCCACCUCCUGGAUCAGCAAGGCCCAGGUUUCCCAGAUGACUGAGGUCCUGACUGUUAGAAUCAAAGAAAUCCAGAGGAGGUUUCCAACCUGGACCCCUGACCAGCAUCUGAGAGCUUUGUGUAACCCAUGGGUUGGUUUCCCAGCAUGGAAUUCUCCCAAACCUCAGUUGCCUCCUAAAAACAGCCAGGACCUGAGCUGUGACUUCUGCAAUGAUGUCCUUGCACGAGCCAAAUACUUCAAAAGACAGGGCUUCUGA